Messenger RNA from Calidris pugnax (ruff), 2030 nucleotides. RefSeq names its product centromere protein L-like. Lineage: Eukaryota; Metazoa; Chordata; Aves; Charadriiformes; Scolopacidae. The transcript has 4 exons. Bases 1 to 1008 code for a protein of 335 amino acids. The record is from RefSeq and is a predicted model, not a curated record.
AUGGAGUCGGCGGACGGGGCGGCGCGGACGCUGCUCAGCAUCAGGCGGCUGUCGCGGGGGCCGCCGUUCGGGCGGGCGCAAGGGUUGCUGGGGCGCAGCCACGGCGGCCAGCUGCUCUCCCCGCCCGCGCCGCACUCCCAGGAAAGCGCAGACCCUCAGAAAACAGCGUUCCUGCUGCGCAAGCAGUGGGCCUUAUACAGCGUGACCCCUCUCUACAAGUUCUGUGACGCUCACCUGAAGGAUUACGCUCGGCUGCUGAGUGCUUUUAUUGCUGCCGAGAAGCAGAAAGGAUUGGCAGUGGAAGUAGGGGUUGAGCUGGACAUCAAAGUGACUGUCUCCAGCGUUCCUGACCUGAAAGGUAGUGACCGAGACCAGGCUGCGAUUCUCGUUCAGCUUUCUUUGAGAUCACCGGCUUCCUCGAAAAACUCAGAAGAGAAACUGGUAUGGUCAGGCUGCUUCUGCUGCGUGUUUGGAGAUCAUCUUUCCGAGAACAUGCCAGAGGACUUCACUUGUUUACCUCUGUUUCUGGUGAACGGGGCGGAGAGUUACACAUCCCUUGUUGGAAGCUGGUUUCAGAAGACUUUUGACUGCUGCUUCCGCCGUUUGGCCAUCAGCCCUCUCAAUCUCAGUUGGAUGGCAACAAUGUGGACUGGGUGCAAAGUGGACAAAAGCACAUCUGCCGUGGAACUCGUUUUCUCUGUCCCCUGCCUGCCCUAUCCUCUGGAUAUUUCAUAUGCCAUUCAUCCAGAGGAUGCCACAGCUCUGUGGGACACGGUGCAAAAAACUCCAGGAGAGAUCACUCAAGAAGAGGUGGAUGUUUUUAUGGACUGCCUUUACUCCCACUUCCACAGACACUUUAAGAUCCACUUGUCAGCUGCAAAACUGGUGAAAGUUUCUACAGCAGUUGCCUCAGCACACUGUGAUGGGAUGAUAAAGUUUCUACAAAGCAAAUACCUAACAGGAAUGCUGAUGCUACUGACAGAACUAGCGAUUGCUCAGAUACAGUGAGAGUCACUCCAGCAAGUCCUCAUGCUAAGAAGGGUUACAGUCAGAAGAUGUAUGCUGAAAAACUGAAACUUGCUCCUGCAGCACCUUCUUUCCUUUCAUCCUGGCUGUUCAAAGUUGGACUCUUAACUCCUACACUCAACCCUGUAACAAGAGGCAAUUCAAUGUCAUGCCCAGCAAAGACAAGCAGACGUUUUGCCUCUGCUACACAGUACAAACUUCUAAUAGUUUCUUAAGCACCUUUGUAAAACAAUGUAUCAGUUACUCUAUGUGUAGAUAUUACCAGGGGCUAGGAGAUAAACUUCACGAAUUGUUGGAUGAAACUUAUUGACAGGUAUUUUCUGUUUCAAAUAGCAAGCUCGUUUUCACUGAACUAGACAGCCUAAACUGCAGUGACUCUUGGGGCAGUCUAAAUAAAAAGUCUAGCACACCUGAGAAAGGGCACAUGCUCUACAACCCAGGGAAGAAAAAUCCAGGUCUAACCUCCUUCCUACCUUGCUAAGGCCAGUUGGUAACUGUCAUAAUGUGGUCAUGUCCAUCCCCAUUGGGCUAAGGUGAACAGCACAAGAGUGAGAAGUACCUUGUGUGUCCAGCCUGUUGGUCCUCUCAGAUAAGUUAAUGCACAGGAAAAGGAGGUCUGUGUAUAAACUAGAUAUUUAUUAUGCUUUGCCUGAUGUUUGUAGUCUUUUAUGUAAUCUUUUAGGGCACAGAGCUCUCAUGGUUGGAGUUACAGGUGCUAAAAUUUUCUACUAGAUCUCUCCCUUCUGUGGCAGGUAGGAGUUGAAAGAGUUAAUGUGCAGUGCCUGGCUAUAGCAUAAACAGAGAGGAAGUAGACUAAGUAUUAUGAUUUUUGUAUUGCUGUACUAAAUAAAGAUUUGUCACCUUUUGUCAAUAUAUUGGCCUUGAGCAAAGUAAAGGCCACCUCUGUCCAAUUAAGUAUAUACUUGUAUGGUGCUUAUUUCAAUUAUAGCUUACCUAACUAAACUAGUUGUUACUUAUGAAAUAAUUCUGUGAGCAGCAAAAUU